GGAAGUGACGUAUGACUGCUCGCAUCCAUUACCGGAACUCACAUUCCUCACCUGAAGGGAAGCAAUGGACGUGGUGUUGUACGGAGUUGCUGCUGCAAUUCUCCUCCUGCUGAUCUUGUUUGCGGUGAAAGUACGGGGACAGGCGGAACAAGCUGAUGGUGAGCACAGGCAGGAUGUGGUGGCCCGAGCCGCAGCACGCCCCCGUGUGGCGGAGGAGCGCGGCGCAGGCAUGCCGAGACGCAGGGGGAUCAGAGGGAUGGAGCACAGACGCACCCACAGGGACGACUCUGACCAGGAGGACCUGAAUGUGGAUGAGGAACAUGAGGAGGCGGAGCUUCAGUUCCAGGCAGCAGGGAAAGUGGGAGCCAAGAAGCAGAGGAAGAUGGAGGAGAAGCAGGCCAGGAGAGUGCAGAGAGAGGCGGAGCUGGAGGAGCGAGAGGAGAGGAAGAGAGCUCAGGAGCUGAGGGAGGAGGAGAGAAGAAAGGAGGAGGCGCAAGAGAGGCUCCAGGAAAAGAGACAGGAGGAAGAGGAGCUACGGGCGAAGGAGGAGCAGGAGAAGAAGGAGGAGGAGGAGUACUUGCGGCUGAAGGAGUCCUUCGUCAUCGAGGAGCAGGGAGUCACCGAGGAGCUGACAGAGCAGGAGUCUCACAGUCUCCUUCAGGAGUUCAUUCAGUAUGUGAAGGACUCCAAGGUGGUUCUGCUGGAGGAUCUGGCAUCCCACUUCGGUUUGCGCACACAGGAUGCCAUCUCCAGACUGCAGGAUCUAAUGGCUGAUGGUUCGCUCACAGGCGUGAUCGAUGACAGGGGGAAGUUCAUCUUCAUCACCCCAGAGGAGCUGAGUGCCGUGGCGAACUUCAUCAGGCAGAGAGGAAGAGUGUCCAUCAGCGAGCUGGCGCAGGCUAGCAACUCCCUCAUAAACCUGACCCCUGAGAUCCGCAACUCAGCCUGAAACGUUCACGCGUGUUACCUUUACCGUUACAUCACAUCCUGGCAUUUAGGAGACGCUGUCGUCCAGAGCGACCUACGCUCUUAUCCAGAGUGACCUAUGCUGUCAUCCAGAGCGACCUACACACACACAUACACACACACAACGCACAUAUACAUGCAUGCAACACACACAUACACACACAUAACGCACAUAUACAUGCACGCAACACACGUACACACGCAGCACACAUACACACACACAACGCACAUAUAAACACGCACUGCACGUAUACACACACACACACACACCCAAGACGUCUGCCAAAAGGACUGUUCCCCAUCAUUCAUUUUGAUCUCCUUUGUGAAUUUGUUUGAACGAAAAAUAUAUUUGUUUCAGCAGUAA
Anguilla anguilla (European eel) is the source of this 1330-nucleotide messenger RNA. Its product is annotated as DDRGK domain-containing protein 1-like. Lineage: Eukaryota; Metazoa; Chordata; Actinopteri; Anguilliformes; Anguillidae. The record is from RefSeq and is a predicted model, not a curated record. The coding region runs from base 65 to 949 and encodes 294 amino acids. The transcript has 9 exons.